This is a messenger RNA of Centruroides sculpturatus (bark scorpion), 454 nucleotides long. Its product is annotated as mannosyl-oligosaccharide alpha-1,2-mannosidase IA-like. Bases 172 to 429 code for a protein of 85 amino acids. The transcript has 3 exons. Gene Ontology annotation, molecular function: calcium ion binding; mannosyl-oligosaccharide 1,2-alpha-mannosidase activity. Lineage: Eukaryota; Metazoa; Arthropoda; Arachnida; Scorpiones; Buthidae. Gene Ontology annotation, biological process: carbohydrate metabolic process; N-glycan processing. The record is from RefSeq and is a predicted model, not a curated record. Gene Ontology annotation, cellular component: endoplasmic reticulum; Golgi membrane.
UCCCUUUUUCAUUUCAGUGGCAUAAGCAAAAACUAUGCUUGGGCAUCCAGUUCUAGUUCAAUUUUAGCAGAAUUUGGUACUUUGCAUUUAGAAUUUGUUUAUCUAAGUCAUAUAACUGGAAAUCCUGUAUAUAAGGAAAAAGUUGACAAUAUUCGUAACAUUUUAUAUAAAAUGGAUAAACCUCAAGGACUCUAUCCUAAUUAUUUAAAUCCCAAAACAGGAAGAUGGGGACAGCAUCACAUGUCUAUAGGUGCUUUAGGUGAUAGUUUUUAUGAAUAUCUGUUGAAAGCUUGGUUUCAGUCUGGAAAUGAAGAUUCUCAAGCUCGUGAAAUGUAUGAUACUGCAAUUGAGGCAAUGGAAAGUAAAUUACUCCAAACUUCAAAAAGUGGACUAAAAUAUUUUGCUGAUAUGAAAUAUGAUAGAUUAUAACAUAAAAUGGAUCAUUUAGCUUGCU